AUGUCCAAGUCAACAGAGACUGAGACUGUCAUCAACCCUCAGCUGAGAUACGAACCCGAAACUCGGAACCAUGAUGAAUUGGAGCCUCCUCCAGACGGCGGCUAUGGCUGGGUAUGUCUGGCUUGCUGCUUCGCAAUCAACUGCUUCACCUGGGGCUCUGUAGCGUCUUAUGGCGUCUUUCUGUCGUACUACCUGACGGUGGAUGCGUUUCCCGAGUCUCGCCCUCUGGACUAUGCCUUCAUCGGCAGCUUCAACUUCGGGGUCGCGAUGCUCGCGGCGCCCUUGGUCACACGCAUAGCCCGCUCGUUCGGCAUCAAACUGCCCAUGUUGGCGGGAGCAGUCAUCUUUGGAGGAGGGUUCAUCGCGGCGUCUUUCGCCACCCGGAUCUGGCAUCUCUACCUCUCACAAGGAGCACUGGUCGGGCUCGGUGUCGGCUUCGUCUAUGUGCCCAGCAUCGCGGUUCUGUCCCAGUGGUUCGCAAGGCGACGGAGCCUCGCCAACGGCAUCAGCGCGGCCGGGUCGGGGAUUGGCGGCUUGAUCUUCUCCUUCGCCAUUGGGGCCAUGAUCGAACAUCUCGGGAUCGGAUGGGCGCUGAGAAUCACGGGGAUCAUUGCACUGUUUGCCAACCUCGUCGCCGCGGCCUUCAUCCGGGACCGCAACAGCGUCAUUCGUCCCAAACAGCACCCGUUCGACCGGGACCUGGUGUCGCGCGUCGAGGUUCUGUUGCUCCUCUCCUGGGCCUUCCUGAGCAUGCUGGGGUACAUCGCCCUGCUCUACUCGCUCUCGGACUUCUCGCUCUUCAUCGGCCUGUCCCGACAACAGGCGACGCAGGUGACUGCCUUUCUGAACAUGGGCACCGCGCUCGGCCGCCCGUUCAUUGGCGUCGCGAGUGAUCGAUUCGGCCGGUUCGGGGUCGCGACGAGUCUCACCUUUGUCUGCGGUCUCUCGUGCCUGGUGAUCUGGAUCCCGGCCACUUCGUUCGGGGUCACGGUGUUUUUUGGAAUCCUGAGUGGCGGAAUCCUGGGAGUGUUUUGGAUGACAAUCGGCCCUCUCUGCGUCGAAGUGGCCGGACUGAAACAGCUCCCUUCGCUCCUCUCGCUCUCUUGGCUAUCCACCGUGCUGCCGACGACAUUCUCCGAAGUCAUCGCCCUCUACCUCCGUCGCCCAGGCCACGCCCGGCCGUACCUCUACACGCAAAUAUUCUGCGGAGUGAGCUACAUCUGCGCGAGUUUCUGUCUCUGGGGGGUGCGGGUUCUGUGCCGGAGACCAGGGGGUCCUGCGGGACGGAGGAAGGAAGAAAGGACCGGACGGCCGGUGAGCAUUGGGCUGGCUGAGACCUCGACAACAGGUUGA
This is a messenger RNA of Cladophialophora immunda, 1353 nucleotides long. RefSeq lists its product as uncharacterized. Lineage: Eukaryota; Fungi; Ascomycota; Eurotiomycetes; Chaetothyriales; Herpotrichiellaceae. Gene Ontology annotation, biological process: transmembrane transport. The record is from RefSeq and is a predicted model, not a curated record. The transcript is spliced from 4 exons. Gene Ontology annotation, molecular function: transmembrane transporter activity. Bases 1 to 1353 code for a protein of 450 amino acids.